Molecule: messenger RNA, 322 nt
Organism: Caenorhabditis auriculariae
Lineage: Eukaryota; Metazoa; Nematoda; Chromadorea; Rhabditida; Rhabditidae
Source: the annotation of a GenBank genome assembly
AUGGACGUUAACACAAUGCCCCGAUAUACCGGCCCGGUCAGUUCUAUAAUUUUUCUUUUCUGAUCUGAACUUUCUGCAGAUUUCUGAUGCCAAAUUCCCCCAUCUGACCAUCAUUUUGUGUGCGACAGGUCUCCUUUUCGCCUCCUGGUUCAUGGUUCUUGAGGUUCUUCCCUUUUCCCGGCAUUUUUCAGUUUCUUUUCAGGUUACCUCGAACAAGUAUAACCGAAGCAUCCUCAAGGAGCUGACAAUCGCCUCUUUGGCCGCACUUUUCCUCGGUUUCGGUACCACUUUCCUGCUUCUUUGGGUUGGUAUCUAUGUUUAA